AUGGGUUGUGGUAUGAGCACUGAAGAUAAGGAGGGCAAGCAGAGGAACGAGGAGAUUGAGAAUCAAUUGAAGAAGGACCGCAUGAUGCAGAGAAAUGAGAUCAAGAUGCUGUUGCUUGGUGCCGGUGAAUCCGGAAAGUCCACCAUCCUGAAACAGAUGAAGCUUAUCCACGAGGGUGGUUACUCCCGCGAUGAGAGAGAGUCCUUCAAGGAAAUCAUCUUCAGCAACACUGUGCAAUCUAUGCGCGUCAUCCUCGAGGCCAUGGAGUCGCUGGAGCUCCCCCUCGACGACCAGAGAGCCGAAUACCACGUCCAGACCAUCUUCAUGCAACCCGCACAGAUCGAAGGCGACAACCUCCCCCCGGAGGUCGGCAACGCCAUCUCAGUCCUGUGGAAGGACCCCGGUGUCCAGGCCUGCUUCCAGCGCUCAAGAGAAUACCAGCUUAACGACUCGGCCAAAUACUACUUUGACUCGAUAGACCGCAUUGCUCAGCCCGACUACAUUCCCAACGACCAGGAUGUCCUCCGUUCUCGUGUCAAGACCACCGGUAUUACCGAGACCACCUUCAUCAUUGGCGACCUCACCUACCGCAUGUUCGACGUCGGUGGUCAGCGUUCCGAGCGUAAGAAGUGGAUCCAUUGCUUCGAGAACGUCACCACCAUCCUCUUCCUUGUCGCCAUCUCAGAAUACGAUCAGCUGCUCUUCGAAGAUGAGACCGUCAACCGUAUGCAAGAAGCCUUGACCUUGUUCGACAGCAUUUGCAACUCAAGGUGGUUCGUCAAGACAUCAAUCAUUCUGUUCCUCAACAAGAUCGAUAGAUUUAAGGAGAAGCUGCCCGUCAGCCCCAUGAAGAACUACUUCCCUGACUACGAGGGAGGUGCAGACUACGCCGCUGCUUGCGACUACAUCCUGAACCGCUUCGUCAGCUUGAACCAACAUGAGACCAAGCAAAUCUACACUCACUUCACAUGCGCUACCGACACCAUGCAAAUUAGAUUCGUCAUGGCUGCUGUCAACGAUAUCAUUAUCCAAGAGAACCUCAGAUUGGCCGGUCUCAUCUAA
Messenger RNA from Aureobasidium pullulans EXF-150, 1062 nucleotides. RefSeq names its product G-protein alpha subunit. Gene Ontology annotation, molecular function: GTPase activity; GTP binding; G protein-coupled receptor binding. Lineage: Eukaryota; Fungi; Ascomycota; Dothideomycetes; Dothideales; Saccotheciaceae. The transcript is spliced from 4 exons. Bases 1 to 1062 code for a protein of 353 amino acids. Gene Ontology annotation, cellular component: heterotrimeric G-protein complex. The record is from RefSeq and is a predicted model, not a curated record. Gene Ontology annotation, biological process: G protein-coupled receptor signaling pathway.